UAAAGGAGGUUUCAUGAUACACAUGCUUCCUUUUAAGGUGUUAUCGAUCAAUCACAAAGGAGAAUGACUUUUCUGAGAAAGAAGUAUAUCCCAACAGCUUAUUACCAUAAAGAGCUGCUGGGGCAACUGAGGUCACACGUCGACUCGCUCAAAUCGUGCAGACGGACCCGUAGCUCGCUGAAAAUCAGAAAGUUUCUCGCAGAAAAACAAUGGAAAAUGGCGGAAGUGAGAAGGAAACAAACGAACCACUGAACACUGGCAAAGAAGAGGAGGAAGAAAGUAAGAAAGAAUUCGAAUCUCAUCCAAGGUCGAUGAAAUUUGCGCCGAGAGGAAGGAUGCUAUUUAAAGAGAGGACGGGGCAGGGCAACAGCAAGAAUAAUUCCAAUGAAGGUAUUGCUUCCAUUUCUCCAAAAGCUGUACGGGGAAGAAUGGAAUUUCCAACACCACCUCCAAAAUCACCUGAGAGGGACGCUAAUCCCCUUGAAAAAACCGCAUCGACUCAAACUAAUAGUUACAUCAAUGCUUUAAAACUGAUUAGAUCUGAGCAUCAGAUUUAA
Molecule: messenger RNA, 557 nt
Organism: Pocillopora verrucosa
Lineage: Eukaryota; Metazoa; Cnidaria; Anthozoa; Scleractinia; Pocilloporidae
Source: RefSeq, a predicted model, not a curated record